AUGGCCUUUCUGCUGAGUCUGAGACAUGAGCAGCAGCAACACAGCCCCGCUGCCUUCUCCAGCGACCCCGCCGCCGCCGCAGCAGCAGCAGCAGCAGCAGCAGACGGCGCUGCUGCUGCUGCUGCUGCAGACUGCUUCUUCCCGCCUGCGCCGCUCCCGGAAGCAGCACCUGCGGUGUACAGACACCUGGGGCUGCUGCCUUCUGGCCUCAAAAGCGGCGCUGCGCUGCAGCGGCUGCGGCAAGCAGCAGAUGGAAUAGCCCACAGCAAGGCACUUGUGAGACGCAGCACCUGCUGCUGCUGCUGCUGCUGCUGCUGCUGCUGCUGCUGCUGCUGCUGCUGCUGCUGUAGCUGCUGUGGCUGUGGCUGUUGCGGCGGCCGUCACUGCUGCAACGCGAGCGGCGUGGCGAUCUCAGUUGACGGGGUUUUGCCGACUGCUUCAUUUGCUGCUGCUGUUGCUGCUGCUGCUGCUGCCGCUGCUGCUGCUGCUGCUGCUGCUGCUGUUGCUGUGCAGGUAUUUGAAAGGCUUGUGGCUAUUCUAGUUGACCGCUUUGAAUACCACGCCACCCUGUGGGUGUCAAAGCCCCACCCGCCUGCAGCAGCAAGCAGCAGCAGCAGCAGCAGCAGCAGCAGCAGCAGCAGCAGCAGGCAAGAGCAGCAGGCGCUCAAUCUGCCGCUUCCGCAUGACGCUCUGCGGGAGCUGGUCAAAGACAUAUCUUCAAUGCAUAAGGUUUUGGUGAGGGUUCUGCCGCAGGAGAGCGUCAGCCGGCUCUUUGCUUUGGCCUUCCACUCAAUGGCCGACAUAUUUGCAGCCAAGCUGCAGCAGCAGCAGCAGCAGCAGCAGCAGCAGCAGGGAUCUGCUGCAGCUGCUGCAGCUAGCAGCGUGCAGCUUCAGCGCCUACCGAGCGGCGAAACUCCCGCUGCGCUUUCUUGCUCCGACACCCCAGCAGCAGCAGCAGCAGCAGCUGCUGCUGCUGCGCCCUCAGCAGCAACAGCAGCAGCAGCAGCAGCAGCAGCAGAGGACGGGUGGACUGUGGGGGAUCGGCUGUGCGUAGACUGCCUGUGUCUCUAUGAAAGCCUCAAAGGCUUCAGUUUGCUGCUGCUGCCGCUGUCGCUGUGGGCCCGGGACUUGGCGAAAGCAGCAGCAAAGUUUUGCCCCCCAAAGGCGGCGCUGCAGCAGCUGCUAGACGCUGCGCUGCCCCAGUGA
Messenger RNA from Eimeria necatrix, 1206 nucleotides. RefSeq lists its product as hypothetical. Lineage: Eukaryota; Apicomplexa; Conoidasida; Eucoccidiorida; Eimeriidae. The record is from RefSeq and is a predicted model, not a curated record. The coding region runs from base 1 to 1206 and encodes 401 amino acids. The transcript has 2 exons.